This is a messenger RNA of Oncorhynchus masou masou (cherry salmon), 2794 nucleotides long. Its product is annotated as endonuclease domain-containing 1 protein-like. NCBI's taxonomy places the organism in Eukaryota, Metazoa, Chordata, Actinopteri, Salmoniformes, Salmonidae. The record is from RefSeq and is a predicted model, not a curated record. Gene Ontology annotation, molecular function: metal ion binding; hydrolase activity; nucleic acid binding. The coding region runs from base 222 to 1106 and encodes 294 amino acids. The transcript is spliced from 5 exons.
AUGAUAGGUGGCUAAAGUCAGCUGAUAGAGAAGGUGUGCAUGGCUUUGCAUAAUGAGCCCAGAUUAGGGAGCGCUAAUGCUGACACACAGAUGUACCUCUCAUUCAGAGCAGCCGGCACCAAGAACACAGGGCAGGUACAGAAACGCAUACAAGUACUAAGAGGGACAGAAAGACCGAGGGGGAACCAAGAGAGACAGAAAGACAGACUAGCUAAGUCACCAUGGCCCCACUCUGGGCACAGGCCUUCCUCCUGGUCACCAUGGCGAUGAUGGGUGUCCAGGGAACGGUGGAGAAGGAGCUCUCUCCAGAGUGCAGGGAGUUCCUGUACAUGGGGACGCCCCCCGUGGGCCUGGAGGACCACUCGCUCCAGAAGAUCUGCCAGUGCUACAACAACAAGCCGCGCUACGUCACGCUGUACGACACGGCCAACCACGUCCCCAUCUACUCCGCCUACACCUUCAAACGCUCCGACGGGGAGAAAAGGGUGGACGUGCCCUGGAUGUACGAGCCACAGCUGUCCACAGUUUCUGACACCAGGGAGAUGCAGGCGUUCCCGCGCGGCUACAUGCACAGGAACUUUGAGGAUGCCCAGGCCAUCCUGGACGACUACACCAAUGCCGUCCUCUACGAGCGUGGCCACCUCAACCCUGACGAGCACCAAGCCGACCCAGACGACAAGGCCUCCACCUACACUCUGACCAACGUGGUGCCCCAGGUCAGAGAGUUCAGCGCUGGCACCUGGAAAGAGCAGGAGCACGUGAUCCGCAAGCGCCUCAACAACUACUGCCACGGCACCGCCUACGUUGUCACCGGAAUCACCACCUCAGGGAACAUGAUCCGGCGCCAUAACAUUGACCGCGUGGCGGUCCCGAUGUACCUAUGGUCGGCCUACUGCUGUACCGACUACGACCACAACGCGCCGUACGAUGAGCGCUACAAGUUUCCGGCAUUCGCCCACUACGCCCUCAAUGAGAAGGAGAACAACCAGGUCCUGGAACUGUCCAUCAAGAAACUGGAGGAGUUCCUCCAGAGGUCCACCUUCGUGGACAAGAACUUCCAGAUCUUUGUGGACGACUGUGUCCCGCCUGCCUUUGCUCUGCAUUAGGUCCCCUGCUCUCUCAGUGGACUUGCCACCCCAAACCACAAGACCUUACAUUUAAUUUACACUUCCUGCAAUGGAAACAAGUAGUCAACAAUAUAGCAGUCUUCUUCAAUUGCUGUUAUUGAUAGAUUGAUUCAUGUUUUUUUUCCCUCUCCAAAUACUUUCUGCAAAGAUCAUGUAGGCCAAAAUGAUGUUUCCGUCUGUGUCUGCUCACAUAAAGUUCACCCAUCUUAUGACAUAGAGUUGAUAUAUAUUGUCAUAAAAUGGGUUCUAUAACGUGGCAUUAGCAAGAUUCUUAUUCAGAGCAACAUUCAGUUUGUGCGAGGGGUGUCAUGUGACCUGUGAAGAAAAUAACAUACCAGCUCAAAUAAAGUACAACAUGACAAUAGAGGUUGUGGUUUAGUCCUAUGGUUGGUUGUGCUCUACUCUAGAAUAUGAGAUAUGAGAAUGUGGUUGACAUCCCCUCAGGCAGAUGUUUUAACACCUUCCACUCCCCUCCUGUGGUUUUCAACAGGAAAUGUUUAAAACAACUGUUCAAACAGGUCUUACAACUAGCAAAAGUUGUUGCUACUUGUGUCACUGAAGUUCCUGGAUGGAAUGUUGUUUUUCUAUACGUCCACAGGGAGGACGGCUCAUAAUAAUGUCUGGGACAGAGCAAAUGGAAUGGCAUCCAACACAUGGAAACCAUGCGUUUGAUUUAUUUGAUACCAUUCCACUAAUUCCGCUCCAGCCAUUACCACGAGCCCACCCUCCCCAAUUAAGAUGCCACCAACCUCCUGUGAUCCACAAUCUUAUUUACUGGAAGCCUAUCAUAGUAACUCCAGUGACAAUCCAGCCUGUGAAGUAAAAUCCUCACGGCACAGCUAGGUUUCCAGACUUCACCUACUACGCCUUCAACGAGGUCCUGGAGUUGACCAUUAAGAAGCUGGAGUUCUUCCAGAGACAUUCUAUCUGAAGGUUCCAGAACUUUAUGCCCUGCCAAACACACCUCUGGUCUCACUGUGGGCCUUUGCCUCCCCAAAACUCCUUACAUUUCAUUUACACUUCCUGCAAUGGAAACAAGUUAACUCUAGUAGUCUUCUUAAAUUGCUGCUCUUAAUUGACAAAACUCAUGGUUGGAUGUAUGUUUUUUUCCUCCUCAAAGAUUAUGUAAAUUAUGCUGGAUAAUGUUCCUACAGUGUCUUCAGAAAGGAUUCAUAGACUUUGACUUAUUUCCUAAACAAAGACUGCUAAAUAAUAUGUAUUAAAUACUGCCAGAGUUAGAUACAUAACAUGCAGUAUGUUAAAAUAUAACUGAACUGAACAUACCCAUAAAAUCCCAGUCUGUGCUUUUCAGAAAAAGCCAGGAAUUUCAACGGGCACCAAAAUACCCCCAUUGUGAAAAGAAAGGAAAACAGUCAUGUUAUCAAACAACUGAGAGGCUAAACAUGUCUUCCCCUCCGUAGCUUCGUAUUUGCUUUAAAUCCUGUCUGCUGGAGAAACUCACUGUUUGUCUAUAGCUUCAAAUGUGAUUUACAGUGCUUUCAGAAUGGAUUCAUAACCCCUUGACGUUUUACACAUAUUGUUGUGUUACAGCCUGAAUUCCAAAUGGAUUACAUCGCUUUUUUUUCUCACCCAUCUACACGCAAUACCCCAUAAUGACAAAGUGAAAACAUGUUUUUAGAAAUGUUAGCAAAUGUAUUCAAAAUGAA